Corticium candelabrum is the source of this 921-nucleotide messenger RNA. RefSeq names its product DNA repair protein complementing XP-A cells-like. Gene Ontology annotation, biological process: base-excision repair; UV-damage excision repair; nucleotide-excision repair, DNA damage recognition. Lineage: Eukaryota; Metazoa; Porifera; Homoscleromorpha; Homosclerophorida; Plakinidae. Gene Ontology annotation, molecular function: damaged DNA binding. Gene Ontology annotation, cellular component: nucleotide-excision repair factor 1 complex. The transcript has 6 exons. The coding region runs from base 10 to 783 and encodes 257 amino acids. The record is from RefSeq and is a predicted model, not a curated record.
CGAGGUAAGAUGUCUGAACGCCUCACUCCUGCUCAGUUUGCUCGAGCUGAAAAGAACAAGCAGCGUGCAGUACUGCUUAGAAAAUCGCGGCUAGCAAGAAAGCCUUACCAUUGUGUGGGAAUCAAGCAACAAGCGAUUGACAGCGGUGCGGGCUUUUUGGUUGAUCCGGACGAAGAGGAAGAAGAAAAUAAUCGCGUAAGGCAGGUGGAAACUACAGCUCCGAUUCUUGGAGCUAUCGAUCCUGAAUGUCAGAAUUGUGGUACAGCAUUUCAAGAUUCGUUUCUGCUUUUGAAGUUUAAUGAACUUGUUUGUGAUGGCUGCAGAGAUAAUGACCCUGAUGAUAAAUAUGCUCUCAUAACGAAAACAGAUGCAAAACAAAAAUACUUAUUAAAGGAUUGUGACUUGGACAAAAGGAAUCCGCCCCUACAGUUUAUCAUCAAAAAGAACCCUCACCAUUCUUCAUGGGGAGACAUGAAGCUGUACCUCAAAUUACAGGUUAUCAAGAGAUCUCAAGAUAUCUGGGGUGGAGAUGCCAACCUGGAGAUGGAAUUGGAUAAACGAGCAGCUAAUAAGCAAAUAAUGAAGCAGAAAAAAUUUGCCAAAAACCUUAAAGAGUUGCGUCAAGCAGUCAGAACAAGUACAUGGCAAAGGGAACUCACAAAUCAUGUUCACGAAUUUCCAGCGGAGGGUGAAGACGGUUGUGAGACUUACCAUGAAAAGACAGACAGUUGGAGUAAGACGUGUAGAACAUGUGGCUACACCUUAACAUACGAGAAGAUGUAGGCAGACAAAACUCUAAUCAAUUUACUUAUAAAGAGCAGUAACUGCAAUGUUUACACUUGUUAUAUUUAUCUUACAGCAACAUCUCUAGGUAUAAGAGAAUACCACUAAGGAGUUUAGAGCUCAUUUAUGGAUGUGAUU